GCUGAGGCGCUGAGGCGAGGGGGAGCCGGCGGUGCGUUCUCUGCGCCGUGCCGGGACGACGCUGCUCCUAAACCAGCCCGGGCUGGGGUCUCCGGCGGCGUGUGGGGCUCGGCGGGGAAGAAAAGGCCGAAGCGGUGAUGGAAGCGCCCAGGAGGAGCGCUUAGGGCAGGUGCAUUUCCCCCGUCGGUGUGUGCCUCUGGCGUCAGGCGGUGGGGAGGAGCGGGGUUGCCUCCCCCCUCGCCAAAGGGGUUCGCUCUGGGCCAGCCCGAGUCCUCGCCUGCAGUUCCCCUCUCCCCUUGGCCAUCGACAGAAGUGUAGCCGUACAGACUAGGCUUAGACCCGAUUAACAAACAGCAGGACACCUCAGGCCCCAGGCCGAGACAGGCUGGGUUGGCUUCUCUUCUGUCAACGUGAAUUACCCCCCUCGCUAACAGCUUGCAGUAAGAGCUGCUGCUCCACACUGGGCAGCACCUUCAUGCUCUAAUUUACCUUUGAUUUCGGUUUUCUUGGUUUUGUUUCCCUUCUGGUUGUACAGUAGCUACGUAGGAAUUGCACACGGGUUUCACUUUCUUAGAGGAAAUGGGAUCGGUGGCUCCCCCCGUGACUUAAUUGGCUCUUCAGACACUUCUGUGCUAAAACCUGAAAAAUAAUUGGCGUCUUUCUAGCAAAAGGUAUUUAGAAAUUAUUUUUUAAAAGGAGCAAUAGUAAGGUUUCAGUGUAUGCAGAGCCGUUACCUGUCUUGGAGCCUCUGUCACACAGUGUCAGAAGUCAGCUUGAAAUACCUUCGAAGGCAGCAGUGACUUGUUGCGUUUCUCUGAUUCUCACUUACAUUGUCUGUGCCGUGCAAGGAAUACGAAAGUCUUCAGGGCUCUGUACUGACCUAAAGGCCUCAGCAUUUGCCAUUUUUGGAACAUGACUUUGGAGCGAAAUCCUGACUGGAAGUGUUCUGCGCUGUCUUUUAUUCUGUAGUGAAGCCUUUAAGUCAGGUAUUCAGCUUGAAACAAGGGCCUGAUUUGUGGAACUGGUGGGCAGUUAAAGCUCCAUCUGAAGCUAAUGAGAAUUGCAGAUGCCCUAAUACCACUGAAAAAAAUCAGGCCCUAGGCCUGAUUUGAACUAGUAAAAAGCCUGAUCUGAUCAAUUGAUGAAUCUUGCUGAGGGAGGUACGAGUACAGGACUGGCACUGAAGUCAGCUGACUUUCUUGUUCAGGCCAAGUAUAGCUAUUCAUCUGCAGUACAUCAGACUGCUGUGGCCAGUGGGUAUUUUGUUGGAAGCUAUUAUGAAGAAUGGAAGUACUGCUGGGGGAGGCGCUUACUGCCGAAAACCAGCCAGUAGCAAUGAUCAAAGUAAGCCCAAUAGCACAAAGGAGAGCAAUGCAUCUGCUGCAGGUGAAAGUGGAAAAGGCUACACCAAAGACCAAAUGGAAGGAGUAUUCAGUAUAAAGAAAUGUAAAAAUUAUUAUGAAGUCCUUGGGGUGUCAAAGGAUGCAGGUGAAGAAGACCUAAAGAAGGCUUAUAGAAAACUUGCUUUGAAGUUCCACCCAGACAAAAACCAUGCACCUGGAGCAACAGAGGCUUUUAAAAAAAUCGGAAAUGCAUAUGCUGUGCUGAGUAAUCCAGAAAAACGAAAGCAGUAUGACCUUACAGGCAGUGAAGAGCAAACAUGCAGUCACCCUAGCAACGGUAGAUUCAACUUCCAUAGAGGUUGUGAGGCAGAUAUGACUCCAGAGGAUCUAUUCAACAUGUUUUUUGGAGGGGCCUUUCCAACAGGUGGUGUACAUUCAUUUUCUAAUGGUCGUGCUGGCUACAGUCAUCCUAAUCAGCACCGUCAGAGUGGACAUGAGAGGGAGGAAGAGAGGGGUGAUGGAGGUUUCUCUAUGUUCAUUCAGCUGAUGCCUAUUAUUGUGUUGAUCCUUGUCUCCCUGUUGAGCCAGCUGAUGGUAUCUAACCCUCCUUAUGCCUUAUACUCAAGAUCAAGUACAGGGCAAACCAUAAAAAUGCAGACAGAAAACUUGGGUGUCGUUUAUUAUGUCAACAAGGACUUUAGAAAUGAAUACAAAGGAGUGUCAUUACAGAAAGUGGAAAAGAGUGUGGAAGAGGAUUAUGUGUCCAACAUUCGUAAUAACUGUUGGAAGGAGAGGCAACAAAAAACAGACUUACUUUAUGCAGCAAAAGUAUAUCGAGAUGACCGUCUCCGAAAGAAAGCAGACUCCAUGUCCAUGGACAACUGCAAAGAACUAGAACGACUGACCAGCCUCUAUCGAGGAGGAUGAACUAUAAUUAUACACGUACAUCUUUACAUAUGCGGUUAUCUCUCUUGUAAAUUAAGAAGAGAUUUAGUUUCACCAUGAGUGCUGGAAAGAGGGGUGGAUGUAAAACUCUACUGUGUAGCUGUUUCCAGAAACCUUAUGCUGAAAUAUCAUUUAAUGGCUUCUUUACCUACUGUGAAAUAUAGGUAACUUUAAUUGUCUAGAUUUUACUUCAAAGCUUCUGUGAAUUCUUUCAGCAGAGAGAAUAGCUCAGAAAGGAUGCUAUACUUGUAGAGACUUAGUCAUAGUGGUUCUCCUCUAACAUAAUUGCCAUGUAAAUAUCUGUGGAAAGAACAAUUUGUGUAUAUACGAGUUAAAUGACUUUCUAUUUAAAAUCUCAGAAAUUUAGUUCCAUGCAACAUUUUUGUCUCACUGAUGGAAUAAAUAGUAUGAUUACAUCACUCCUAUUCAGAUGUCAAGUGUGUGGAGUUGAAACAAGAAUUUUUAAUAUUUUAUCUCUAACUCUAUGUAAAAUCUUCUAGGUUUACCAGCUUAGAGGAACUUGGUAUUUUUAAAUAUAAUGGCAUAUAUUCCUAAAUAUCUGUUGGGGUAUAUUGAUCUGGUGUAGAGUAGCAGUUAGCUCUUGUAGUUUUUUAGCGUUUCUAAGCAAUGCUGAGAAAACUAAGAACUACACUAAUCUCUUUUCAAAGUAAAUAUUUGCAAAUGAUGUACAGACCACUAUAAGCAUUGCUUUUAGUACUUGCAACAGUUUACAGCAGCUCUACCAUUUGGUAUUACAGUAGUAGUAAGUCCAUACGUAUGGUUAACAUGCAUCCAUAGCUUCCUUAGUUUUCACUGGAAAGGUAGAGGAAAACAUGCAAUAGUAAAAUCUUAA
Molecule: messenger RNA, 3141 nt
Organism: Haliaeetus leucocephalus (bald eagle)
Lineage: Eukaryota; Metazoa; Chordata; Aves; Accipitriformes; Accipitridae
Gene: DNAJB14
Product: DnaJ (Hsp40) homolog, subfamily B, member 14
Exons: 10
Coding region: 1278-2270 (330 amino acids)
Biological process (GO): cellular response to misfolded protein
Cellular component (GO): endoplasmic reticulum membrane
Molecular function (GO): Hsp70 protein binding
Source: RefSeq, a predicted model, not a curated record